AUGUCACAAACUUCUAGAAAUCCAAGUUGGGAUAUUCUUUCUCAACAAUUUGACUUCAUCGGCGAUAAUAACUUGAUGUCGAAUAAUCACAUUACAGGUCAGAAAAAGUUCGGUGAGAGAAAGAAAACUAAUCAGAAUAUUAAUGUGAUUGAAAAACACACAUUUGAUUUAUCAGACUUUCAUUUAUUUGAUGAUGAGAACAACUCUUUGGGUUGUAUUAAGCUCAAAAAAAAUGAAAAAUAUAUGGAAUAUACUGAAUGUGAAAACGACAUUGAUUUAUUUGGAGAGAAAAAAACAAAAAACGAAACAAAUAACUCUGAUUUUAGCUCGCCUCCGAGCGAAACUAACCAAAAUAACAACACAGUUUAUGAUUCACAAAUACGGAGAACAGAUUAUGAUUCACAAAUACGGAGAACAGAUUAUGAUUCACAAAUACGGAGAACAAAUUAUGAUUCACAAAUACGGAGAACAUAUUCCCAUAACGAAAUACACACCAACACAGACAUUGAUACGGAUUUUCCUCUUUAUCCUACGCGAUCGCCUGACUUUUCCUUAGAAAAUAUGUCAAAUCCUAAUCCUUAUUCUUACCCUGAAUUAAAUGAUAUUACUAACUCACUCUCAUUGUUCCUAACGAGUGAACGGUAA
Ambispora gerdemannii is the source of this 645-nucleotide messenger RNA. Lineage: Eukaryota; Fungi; Glomeromycota; Glomeromycetes; Archaeosporales; Ambisporaceae. The record is from the annotation of a GenBank genome assembly.